Puntigrus tetrazona (Sumatra barb) is the source of this 3741-nucleotide messenger RNA. It is a transcript of the gene tril, whose product is annotated as TLR4 interactor with leucine-rich repeats. The coding region runs from base 1150 to 3411 and encodes 753 amino acids. Lineage: Eukaryota; Metazoa; Chordata; Actinopteri; Cypriniformes; Cyprinidae. Gene Ontology annotation, cellular component: extracellular matrix. The record is from RefSeq and is a predicted model, not a curated record. The transcript has a single exon. Gene Ontology annotation, molecular function: protein binding.
UAGGAGCCACAUCAUUUUUUGUGAUUUAUUUUUGGCAUUUUUGCCUUGUAAUAGGACAGGACAUUAUUUCAUAGUAAACAAUAUGUCAACCAACCAACCAGCGAGUUACCCAUGAGGCUAAUGGUGCGACAGCAGCCUGUAAAAAAAGCUUCUGAAUCUUUAUUAAAGGAUUACUCCACCCUUACAUUUUUUAUACCACCCUUAAAAUUAUCUUCCUAACCUGUAAAAAGCUUUGUUCAUCCUCAGAGAGCAAUUUAAGAUAUUUUGGAUAAAAAUCAGUAGGCUUGUGACUGUCCCAUUGACUGCCAAGUAAUGAAUAUGUCAAGGUCCAAAAAUGUAUGAAAGACAUCGUCAGAAUAGUCCAUCUGCCAUCAGUAGUUCAAUUCGAAAUGUUAUGAAGCUACGCUAUUUUUGUACACAUUAAAUAAACUUACUGAAUACAAAAUCAGUAACAGUUUUAUUUCAUAUAGCCCCAAUAAUUUUAAUUGAAUACUGCUUCUAAAAGAUUGUCAAAAAUCUGUUUUUGUAAAAAAAAGUCUGUCACAGCCUAUGUAAUGCUGCAGUGUGAAAUUAUCAUUAGGAAACGUGCUGUUAAUAGGCAGUAGAAAAUCAUUUAUCGAUUACAUUUAAAUAUCGCCCAUAUUGCAUUUCCCUAUUUCUCCAUAAUUCCUCUACAAAGUGUAUUAAAAGGAUCUUUAAUGCAACCUAAGGAAUCGUUCAAAUGCAUCUGAACCAGAAUCUAUACAUCAGAUCCCUGUAUGAGUGUGAAGCCUAUGUCGUUUAGUAAUAGUAAUGUCCACAUCUGGAAAGGGAGUGGGGCGGGCUGAUCCGUGCCUGAACUCGAAGAUGACUAUGGCGUGUGUGUGUGUGUGUGUGUGUAAUCUGCAACAGAUGACUUCUUGGGGGAUGAGAGGGUCUGACGGAGGCAAACGUUUCCUCGGCUGGAGCCACAUCGGCUCGCAACGCAUGUGCAUGGAUAUAUCAAUACAGCUAAAAUUCACCAUGCAUUCGUCUUAUAGGUAAUCUAAACGCUCGCAUCCGGGCUGCAAUGAAUCUGUAAAGCUUCAGUUCCUCGAGAGGAAGAUCUUGGCGAAUCUGGACUGAAACAAAGGAAUGUAUUGAGUGGCCUGUUAUUCGCUCAUCGCCGGAAUGGCAUACUUGCUCUAUAACUUUCUUUUGUUCGGCAGCGGAGCGCUAUUAUUCCUUGCGCCUGCUUGGGCCAUUUGCCCCGAGCGAUGCGAGUGCCAGCACGCGCAGCAUAUCCUCUGCGCAAACCGCGGUCUGCGCGCGGUGCCCAAAGCGCCGCAGGUGGAGCGCGCAGCGGACGUGCUGGUUCUCGGUCUCGCGGGAAACUUCAUUCACAACCUCAGCGCGUUCGACUUCACGCGCUACGGGAACCUAAUCAGGCUAAAUCUCCAGUUUAACCAAAUAAGGAAUAUACACCCUAAAGCGUUCGAGAAGCUGUCCAUGCUGGAGGAGCUUUAUCUGGGCAACAACUUAAUCUCGACGAUACAAGCUGGGACUCUGCAGUCGCUGAAAAAACUCACAAUAUUAUACAGCAAUAACAACGAAAUCAAGGAGUUCGUUACCGACCCUUUUAGUCAUUUAAAAAGUUUAGUCAAACUGAGACUAGAUGGAAACUUAAUCGAGUUUUUAAAAGAGCCCACCUUCAGAGGACUGACUAAUUUAAUGUUUCUGCACUUAGAAUCGAACCAGCUUCGCCAUAUUGACCGCGACGCGUUCGCGCGGCUCGGCAAGCUGCAGUUUUUAAACCUAUCCGAUAACAAACAAACAGAACUGCGCGAUAUUUUCCUGUUUUCCCAUCUCAAGUCACUAACGACUCUUCUGAUCGCAGGCAACCAAAUAAAGCACGUCGGAAAUCACGUCUUUCAGAACUUGAAAAGGCUAACGAAACUCUCGCUGAGCCGCAACAGGAUUUCCAAGCUGGACGAGGACGCGCUGAAGGGGCUCGCGCGAGUGAAGGAGUUCAAGGUCGACGGGAACGAGCUGACAGAGAUCCCUGCUGGUCUUCUAGACCCGCUGGAGCGCGUCGAGCACCUGGACUUCGGUGACAAUCGCAUAUCUCGCGUGGACCCCGGUGCUUUCGGCCACCUCUCGCAUCUAAAAAUCUUAAAAUUGAAAAACAACCGUCUUAUGAAUCUCUCCGGCGGCAUUUUCGCCACAAACGGCGCUUUGUUUCACGUGGAACUGAAUGGGAACAACUGGACCUGCGACUGCCGGAUGGAGAAGCUUAGAAGUUGGAUGACGCAUGCGCAUUCCCAGGGAAAGCUGUUGACCGUGUUUGUGCGCUGCCUUAACCCCCCAGUGCUGGCGGGAAAGUACUUGGACUAUGUCAGCGACUCCCAGCUGGGAAAUAUGAGUGGUUUCUGCGAGUCAGAGCCUCAGCCAAUGGAGAGCCGGGGAGAAGUGGUGCAGUCGCCGGUUUUCAAGGAGGAAAGAGAGAAGAGAGAAGGUGGAAAACACGGAGAUGUAGGUGUCCAAGGGGACGAGGGGGAGCAAGGACUUGUGAAGAAGAAGAAGAAACUGAUCAGCACUAGGCCAAGACCCACAGCUGGGAAAACAGGGAACAGCUCAUUGUCUGAUUUUCCGACGACAACGGCCAUGUUCCUCGCGGGCCACAAUCACAGCACCUUUGCUUGGGUUCCACAGGAGAAGUUCAACCUCCCCUUACAAGACAGAGCCAAGCAUCACGACUCAAGGAUCGAAGUGAUCGCCGAUGCAUGUCAGUUCAACCAUCACUCCAUCCUGAACGUUAGCGUGGAAGAUGUCACUUCCAGCACGGCCACGGUCCGCUGGAGCACAGGUCCCGAAGCCGGACUGGCCCAUGGGAAAGAACUUCUCUUUCGGGUUUUAUUCGACCGCUUCGGCCAUGCUUUCCGCUUCCCACGCUAUGUUUACACAGACGGAUCCGACCGGGCGGUGACCCUCCAAGAGCUCCGCCCAGACUCCACCUACAUCACCUGCGUGGAGAGCGUUGUGGGAGGAGCUUUGUGCCAGGUGGCCCCCAGAGAUCACUGCACUGGAUUUGUCACGCUUUUGCCCUCGGUGACAAGCGAAGUCAACCUACAGCUGGUCACAGCAGCAGCCCUGGCGGCCAAUGCACUGCUCCUCCUUCUGGUGGGCGGAGUCUGGCUGGGGCGUGCGUUGAAGAGGCGGAUCAGAAGCAGGAAGUCGUCCUCUCAUGCACACGUACGUCACAUGUACUCGACCAGACAUCCGUUUCGCUCUACCGUGGCCACUACCUGUGUCUCUUCUGAAUUCAGCGGGUACCAGAGUGGCAGGCACCUGGCUGAAGAAGGUGACCUCAUCCAGUUCCCCGGUGACCGCUUCUUUGACAACAGCCAUGCUCGAAGAGACGACGAUGUCAUAAUGCUUAGAUACUCAGACUGAAGGCUGUGAGAAAAUAAUAGACAGUUUUGGCACUAAGUCAUUUUGGCUACAAAUGAGUAACCACUGAAACUGCAAAUCGUUUUCUUUUCUUUUUCGUCUUUUCAUUUAUUUUUAUCGAUCGUUCUGGGCCUCAGCUGCUGGUUGGCAGAAUUGCUUGGUUUUGUAAUUAAUGUCUUUCUGUCUUUGUAGAUAAUAUAUGACUUGUUAACCCUAUUCCAGGCAUGUAAAUCGGUAAGGUACAGCACAGGAAAAGUUUUUUGAUACAUUUUAUACGUUUUACUUGAUUUACAUGAUUUUUAAAAUAAAUAAAGAUGUAGUCUUUAUUAGUAA